AUGUCAAGCGGGCAACCGGAUUCUCUUGCAAGAAUGCAAAUUGUUCCAGGUAGGAUAUUGAAUUUUUUAGUGUUAGGGACAGAAAGCUCAGAAUCUAGUGCUUUUAUUGGUUCUUUUCUUUCAACAAUUCCUGAUGCACAGUUAUCAGAAAUCCCUCCGGCAAUGUCAAUGACAACAGUCGCUGUACAAUGGGGAAAUGAAGUUCUUUGUGUAAAUUUGACAAGAAUUUCUUCAAAAGCAAGAUUAGCUUCCUCAUCAACUUUCGCAUACGAAAGAGCUGAUGGUGUGAUUUUUAUUACAUCAUCACCUACAAUCGAUAACGUACAGAUAUUAACGAGAUGGCGUAAAGAAAUUAAUACAAGAAUUACUUCAUCGAGUAUUCCUGCAAUUUUUGUUAUUCAAAGAGCAGAAAAUCAAAGAAUGCAAGAAAAAGCUGCGUCUACUACCAAUAUUAAAGAACGAGGAUUCAAAGAUGUAAUUCAAAUCCUCACUGGUGACUCAGAGCAUGCCCAAAGUGUUGUUAAACACUUAAUUUGGCAUGUAAUGGGUAAUGAACCAAAGCAACUCACUUCUUCUUAUGGUUCUCUUCUUGCUGCUGCAUCGCGUGGUGCUGCGAACUUUGGAAACCUGUUCUAA
Messenger RNA from Trichomonas vaginalis G3, 636 nucleotides. RefSeq lists its product as uncharacterized. The record is from RefSeq and is a predicted model, not a curated record. The transcript has a single exon. The coding region runs from base 1 to 636 and encodes 211 amino acids. Lineage: Eukaryota; Parabasalia; Trichomonadida; Trichomonadidae.